Molecule: messenger RNA, 5117 nt
Organism: Octodon degus (degu)
Lineage: Eukaryota; Metazoa; Chordata; Mammalia; Rodentia; Octodontidae
Gene: Atn1
Product: atrophin 1
Exons: 10
Coding region: 243-3821 (1192 amino acids)
Cellular component (GO): nucleus
Molecular function (GO): transcription corepressor activity
Source: RefSeq, a predicted model, not a curated record
GGACCGUAACCCAGUCUCCCCUGCCGCUUAUUCCUUAUGUCUGAUUACUUCCCCUUGGAUGACUGGCUUUUUCCUUCACAGGUUUCUCAGAAAGCAGACCGUGCGAAUUUCAGGAGCUCCUGGAGCUGUGCCUGCUGCUCUGCCAGCUUCCCAGUCACAGCUGGGAGACUUGGGGCAAGGCAGAGAAGUUUUUGUAUUCAGCUGCCCAGGCAGAGGAGAAUGGGGUCUCCACAGCCUAAAGAAUGAAGACGCGACAGAAUAAAGACUCGAUGUCGAUGAGGAGUGGACGGAAGAAAGAGGCCCCAGGGCCCCGGGAGGAGCUGAGAUCGAGGGGCCGGGCCUCCCCGGGAGGGGUCAGCACAUCCAGCAGCGAUGGCAAAGCUGAGAAGUCCAGACAGACAGCCAAGAAGGCCCGAGUAGAGGAAGCUUCCACCCCAAAAGUCAGCAAGCAAGGCAGGAGUGAAGAGAUCUCCGAGAGUGAAAGUGAAGACACCAAUGCACCAAAAAAGACCAAAACUGAGCAGGAGCUCCCUCGGCCGCAGUCCCCCUCGGACUUGGACAGUCUGGACGGCCGGAGCCUGAAUGAUGAUGGCAGCAGUGACCCAAGGGACAUAGACCAGGACAACCGCAGCACUUCCCCCAGCAUUUACAGCCCUGGGAGUGUGGAGAAUGACUCCGACUCAUCUUCUGGCCUGUCCCAGGGCCCAGCCCGCCCCUACCACCCACCUCCACUUUUCCCUCCCUCCCCUCCACCACCUGAAAGUGCCCCCAGACAGCCAGACGCUGGCUUUGAACCCCAUCCUUCUGUGCCACCCACUGGCUAUCAUGCUCCCAUGGAGCCCCCCACACCCCGAAUGUUUCAGGCUCCGGGGGCCCCUCCCCCUCAUCCACAGCUUUACCCUGGGGGAGCAGGUGGAGUUUUAUCUGGACCUCCGUUGGGACCUAAAGGGGGAGGGGCUGUCUCAGUUGGGGCCUCUAGUGGGGGCAAGCAGCACCCCCCACCCACUACCCCCAUUUCCAUAUCAAGUUCUGGGGCCAGUGGUGCUCCCCCAGCAAAGCCACCCAAUACUCCAGUGGGUGGUGGGAACCUAGCCUCUGCGCCACAACCAGCCUCUUUCCCCCAUGUGACACCAAACCUGCCCCCCCCACCUGCCCUAAGACCCCUCAACAAUGCCUCAGCCUCUCCUCCUGGCCUGGGGGCCCAGCAAGUCCCAGGGCAUCUGCCCUCUCCUCAUGCCAUGGGCCAGGGCAUGGGUGGACUUCCUCCAGGACCAGAGAAAAGCCCAGCUCUGGCCCCCUCACCGCACCCACUACCCCCUGCCUCCUCCUCUGCCCCAGCACCGCCAAUGAGGUAUCCCUAUUCAUCCUCUAGCAGCAUCUCUGCCGCAGCCUCCUCCAGUUCUUCCUCUUCCUCUGCCUCCCAGUACCCUGCAUCCCAGGCCCUGCCCAGCUACCCGCACUCCUUCCCUCCCCCCACGAGCCUCUCCGUCUCCAAUCAGCCUCCUAAGUAUACGCAGCCUUCUCUCCCAUCCCAGGCAGUGUGGAGCCAGGGUCCGCCCCCACCUCCUCCCUACAGCCGCCUCUUGGCCAACAGUAGUGCCCACCCAGGCCCCUUCCCUCCUGCUGGGGCCCAAGCCACUGCUCACCCCGGUGCCCCAGCACAUCACCACCACCAGCAGCAACAGCCUCAGCCUCCACCUCCACCCCCACCCCCACCCCCACCCCAGCAGCCGCAGCCUCAACCUCAGCCACCACAGCACCAUGGAGGCUCGGGGCCCCCACCGGGAGCAUACCCACACCCUCUGGAGAACAGUGGCUCCCACCAUACACACCCUUACACCAUGUCUCCCUCCUUGGGGUCCCUGCGGCCCUACCCUCCUGGGCCUGCACACCUGCCCCCGCCUCACAACCAGGUGUCCUAUAGCCAGGCAGGCCCCAGUGGUCCCCCAGUCUCCUCCUCGUCCAACUCCUCUUCCUCCUCGCAAACGUCCUACCCAUGCUCACACCCCUCCUCUUCCCAGGGUCCCCAGGCAGCGCCUUACCCCUUCCCUUCGGUGCCUCCGGUCACCACCUCUUCAGCCACCCUUUCCACAGUAAUCGCCACUGUGGCUUCCUCGCCAGCAGGCUACAAAACGGCCUCCCCACCUGGGCCCCCACCCUACGUCAAAAGAGCCCCGUCCCCAUCCCCGGGUAACUACAAGACUAACACCCCGCCCGGGUACAAGCCAGGCUCACCACCCUCCUUCAGAACGGGGACCCCGCCAGGCUACCGCGGCGCCUCCCCGCCUGCAGGCCCGGGAACGUUCAAGCCGGGCUCUCCCACCGUGGGCCCCGGGCCUCUGCCGCCCCCGGGGCCUUCGAGCCUGCCUGCCCUUCCGCCGCCGCCAGCCGCGGCCUCUGCCGCGGGGCCACCCCUGAGCGCCACGCAGAUCAAACAGGAGCCGGCCGAGGAGUACGAGGCCCCCGAGAGCCCAGUGCCCCCGGCCCGCAGCCCCUCGCCCCCUCCCAAGGUGGUGGACGUGCCCAGCCACGCCAGCCAGUCGGCCAGGUUCAACAAACACCUGGACCGUGGCUUCAACUCGUGCGCGCGUAGCGAUUUGUACUUCGUGCCACUGGAGGGCUCUAAGCUGGCCAAGAAGCGGGCCGACCUAGUGGAGAAGGUGCGGCGCGAGGCCGAGCAGCGCGCGCGCGAAGAAAAGGAGCGGGAGCGGGAGCGGGAGCGCGAGAAGGAGCGCGAGCGCGAGAAGGAGCGCGAGCUGGAGCGCAGCGUGAAGUUGGCACAGGAGGGUCGUGCCCCAGUAGAGUGCACAUCUUUGGGCCCAGUGCCCCAUCGCCCUCCGUUUGAACCUGGCAGUGCGGUGGCCACAGUGCCCCCCUACCUGGGUCCUGACACUCCAGCCCUGCGCACUCUCAGUGAAUAUGCCAGACCUCACGUCAUGUCUCCAGGCAAUCGAAACCAUCCUUUUUAUGUGCCCCUGGGGGCAGUGGACCCGGGGCUCCUGGGUUACCCAGCCCUAUACAGCAGUGAUCCCGCCGCCCGGGAGAGGGAGCGGGAAGCCCGUGAACGAGACCUCCGUGAUCGUCUCAAACCUGGUUUUGAGGUGAAGCCUAGUGAGCUGGAACCUCUCCAUGGGGUCCCUGGGCCAGGCCUGGAUCCCUUCCCCCGACAUGGGGGCCUGGCUCUGCAGCCUGGCCCGCCUGGCCUGCACCCUUUCCCUUUUCACCCGAGCCUGGGGCCUCUGGAGCGAGAACGUCUAGCGCUGGCAGCUGGGCCAGCCCUGCGGCCUGACAUGUCCUAUGCUGAGCGGCUGGCAGCUGAGAGGCAGCAUGCAGAAAGGGUGGCAGCCCUGGGCAAUGACCCACUGGCCCGGCUACAGAUGCUCAAUGUGACCCCGCAUCACCACCAGCACUCCCACAUCCACUCACAUCUGCACCUGCACCAGCAGGAUGCCAUCCAUGCAGCCUCUGCCUCAGUGCACCCUCUCAUUGACCCUCUGGCCUCAGGCUCUCACCUUACACGGAUCCCUUACCCAGCCGGGACCCUCCCUAAUCCCCUUCUUCCUCACCCUCUGCACGAGAACGAAGUUCUUCGUCACCAGCUCUUUGCUGCCCCUUAUCGGGACCUGCCAGCCUCCCUGUCGGCUCCCAUGUCUGCAGCACAUCAGCUGCAGGCCAUGCACGCGCAGUCGGCCGAGUUGCAGCGCUUGGCGCUGGAACAGCAGCAAUGGCUGCAUGCCCACCACCCCCUGCACAGUGUGCCGUUGCCCGCCCAGGAGGAUUACUACAGUCACCUGAAGAAGGAAAGCGACAAGCCGCUGUAGACCCUCCGUCAGAAGUGCUCCCAUAGCUCCUGCAUCUGGACCAGGAGGACCUGCUCCUGCCCCGUCCACCACCCAACACGAGGAGAGGGUGCUCAGUGGCAGGGGCUCUGCAGCUGGGCAGAGGGAGGAAGGGCCUCACAGAAGGCCAAGGCGUGGGUGGGGGUGGGGGGUGCACGGGGGGAGGGGCAAAAGCCCUCAGCGUCGCUGACCAGGUCCCUCUUUCUUGUCCCCGGCUCCCCUCAUCCCGAUGCUCAACCUUCAGUUGCCCCCAUUGGUGUGAUGAUCUCAUCUGUUAGAUGUGGCUGUUUUGCGUAGCAUCGUGUGCCACCCCUGCCCCGCCCCUUUGUGCGCACCCCCUGCGAUGUCUGCCCUUGUCCUGCCCCACAUUAAUAAUUUAUAUAUAUAAAUAUCUAUAUGACGCUCUUUAAAAAAAAAAAUCCCAAUCAAAACCAACCAAACAAAAAUGCCCUCACGACUCCCCAGAAAGAUGGCUGUGACUUGUUUUUUGUGGGCCACAGGGAUAGGCCGGGGGCUUUAUGGGGUGUGGAAGCGGGAGGUAAUGGGCUGAAGCUGGUUGUGGACCCUGACACCGAACAGAAGACCCCAAUGGCUCAAGAUCCUCGGAUGUGCUGGUCCUUACCUUGCCCAGGCUAGCAAGAGCCUAGACCCUGGCAGAAACCCACAGAAGGCAUGGUCAGGCCUAGCAAAUCUCUCACUUUGGAGGUGAUCCUGUCACUCAUGCUAGGUGCCACUAGAGACCCCUAGAAGGAGGGCUUCAGAGUCCUGAGUCUUCUCAAAAUAGUUUGAGAUAGGGGGAUAGGAGGCCAGGGGAGUUGGGCAUGGCUUCAACAGACCAACGAAAUUAUGCGCCUAUCCACCACGCCCCCACCUUCAGCAUGGGAUUGAAUCCACACCCUUUGAGAAAAGCUGGUUUCCAAUUCUCGAUCCUCCUGCGUCAAUUUCCCAGAAUGCUGGGGUUACAAGCAUGCCCCACGCCCUGCUAGCACCAGGUAUUAACUGGCGACGGAUUCAAUCACCUGAAUGAGUCUGAGCCAGUUUAGCAAAGCGCUAAGGGCUCACCCUAGAAUUUGUAGUACUGCUAACCAUUGUCUUCCGGCUUUUAAGAAAAAGAUGGACUGUGAUUGGUUGGCUUUUAAACCAAUCAGCAUUAGAUUCAUUUGCAUAGUAGAUAUUAAACUUUCAGGAACUCUAGAAAUAAAUGAUUUUGCUCAGUUCCUUAGCGUACUUUUUUCUCCUAUUGAAGAGCAUGGUGUGCUCUGUUGUUUGUACAUCAGC